Messenger RNA from Miniopterus natalensis, 2046 nucleotides. It is a transcript of the gene CDK5, whose product is annotated as cyclin dependent kinase 5. The record is from RefSeq and is a predicted model, not a curated record. Gene Ontology annotation, molecular function: cyclin-dependent protein serine/threonine kinase activity; ATP binding. NCBI's taxonomy places the organism in Eukaryota, Metazoa, Chordata, Mammalia, Chiroptera, Miniopteridae. Gene Ontology annotation, cellular component: cytoplasm; nucleus. Gene Ontology annotation, biological process: axonogenesis; synaptic vesicle transport; protein phosphorylation.
AGAAGCUCAUGCGCAGGCAGGAGGGCGGGGCGGGGCUGGAGGCUGGGGUGCCGCCUCCUCUGCAUCUCCGGUGCCAGAGUAUUAGAACCGAGGGCCCGAAAGGGUCCCCGCGGCUGCCGCGAUGCAGAAAUACGAGAAACUGGAGAAGAUUGGGGAAGGCACCUACGGAACAGUGUUCAAGGCCAAAAACCGGGAGACUCAUGAGAUCGUGGCCCUGAAACGGGUGAGGCUGGAUGAUGAUGAUGAGGGAGUGCCGAGUUCUGCCCUUCGGGAAAUCUGCCUGCUCAAAGAGCUGAAGCACAAGAACAUUGUCAGGCUUCAUGACGUCCUGCAUAGCGACAAGAAGCUGACUUUGGUUUUUGAGUUCUGUGACCAGGACCUUAAGAAAUAUUUUGACAGCUGCAAUGGUGACCUAGAUCCUGAAAUUGUGAAGUCAUUCCUCUUCCAGCUGCUGAAAGGCCUGGGAUUUUGUCACAGCCGAAACGUGCUGCACAGGGACCUGAAGCCCCAGAACCUGCUCAUAAACAGGAAUGGGGAGCUGAAACUGGCUGAUUUUGGGCUGGCUCGAGCCUUUGGGAUCCCUGUUCGCUGUUACUCCGCUGAGGUGGUCACGCUGUGGUACCGCCCACCGGAUGUCCUCUUUGGGGCCAAGCUGUACUCCACGUCCAUUGACAUGUGGUCAGCCGGCUGCAUUUUUGCAGAGCUGGCCAAUGCAGGGCGGCCUCUCUUCCCUGGCAACGAUGUAGAUGACCAGUUGAAGAGGAUCUUCCGACUUCUGGGGACACCGACUGAGGAGCAGUGGCCCGCCAUGACCAAGCUGCCAGACUAUAAGCCCUACCCGAUGUACCCAGCCACAACAUCCUUGGUGAACGUCGUACCCAAGCUCAACGCCACAGGCAGGGACCUGCUGCAGAACCUCCUGAAGUGCAACCCCGUCCAGCGCAUCUCGGCAGAGGAGGCCCUGCAGCACCCCUACUUCUCUGACUUCUGCCCCCCCUAGGCUCUCAGACCCUGGCUGCCAGGCUGGGGCCUGGUCUAUUUCAGCCCCCUCCCGGGAGGGGAAAAAAAAAGCAAGGACGCACCAUGUGCUGAGCCCCAGCUGUGCUGGGCCCACCAGGGUGGAGGCGCCCUCCCCUGGGUUCUCUCUCCCUCCACGGACUUUAUUUAAUUUCAUAAAUUGGCUCCUUUCCCACAGUCUGGCUGGUGUGGUGGUGGGUGGCUCUGAGAGAGGGUGGGCUUGGCCAGGGGCCCCUGCUCUGCUUCACCACUCUGCACCCCUGCUUCCAGCUGGAACACAGCCCAGCUGUCCCGUCCCGCUGUACUUCUUUAAGUGGCCUGAGGCUGGAGGCUGGAGGCUGUGACUCUCACCCCUGUGGCUGGACUCUGGGUAGUGCUGUGCCCACACCUGUCUGUGCUCAGGCACUUGUGCACACCCUGUUUUCUGCCUGGGAGGGCCUUAGACGGUCCUGAGGGAUUGGGCAGCCAGUGCCUGUCCCUUCCCUCUUCAUCCCCACCCCCAUACCUAGGCCUGCAGGCUGAGACAGGAGACACCCACAGAUGUGGUUAGAUCAGGAACACCUCUCCCUGCUCCUCUUAUUUGUCAGUUUUCUAAUAUUUGGGGUGCAGAGAAGGAGCACAGGAAAGUGAGCUGGGGCUGGGGACUGGGUGUGUCCUUAUUAGCACAUGUGGGAAGGGAGGGCCCUCUCACCAUCUCAAGCUGGGGCCUCUGCUGUUGUAGGGAGGUUGGGGAAGCAAGAGCUGUUCUCAUGGAGACAGAGCACGCUUGGUCCCAAAUGUGAGAAAAAUAACCAUGAUCUAAGGCAGGACAAUAGGUUUGUUCAUGGAGGUGGAAGAGACCCUCUGUCUUCUCCUUGCCUGCUCCCCAACUUCUUGCCAGGCUCUGGGUCAGAGCCUCCUCCCAGCCAUUCCCUUAUAGUCCCCCAGACGGGACUGUCCUGCCACUGACUCCUCUCUGCCCGCACACCUGGCUUCGGGCUCCGUUUUCUGAGAUGUCAGGCUGAUAAACUCAUUCCCACUGAGGUGCAA